Molecule: messenger RNA, 888 nt
Organism: Pseudogymnoascus destructans
Lineage: Eukaryota; Fungi; Ascomycota; Leotiomycetes; Thelebolales; Thelebolaceae
Exons: 5
Coding region: 152-832 (226 amino acids)
Biological process (GO): peptidyl-threonine phosphorylation; peptidyl-serine phosphorylation
Molecular function (GO): ATP binding; protein serine/threonine kinase activity
Source: RefSeq, a predicted model, not a curated record
CAGAUACAAGGGUAGAGCUACUCUACCCGUCGCAUGGAGCAAACCCUCACUAAGUUGAGGGGCCGCGAAUCCAGGAAUCCACUAUUUUGGUAGCGCGAUUCUUGUGCUUUCUCGUAUAUCGUCGGUUUUGUAGCUGCCCGCCCAUCUUGCCAUGUCAAAGCUGCCAGUCACCGUUGGCCAGAUUCUGAAAGGGAGGAAUGGUCUACACGAAAUUAUCGAGGCCCUGAAAACGAAUACGGUGUUUAAAGCCGCAAUUCUUAGAAGUACUUCCGAAGAAAUACCUCUAGGCGCCCAACAACUUGCUGUGAUCAAGACAGAGACAGAUGAGUCUAUGAAGUAUGUCUUCAACCGUGAGCGAAACAAUUACGAACUCCCGCACAUGGCUUCAUGUAAAACAAUAAGAGCGCUCCGCGAUGUUAUUAGCUUUGACCCCCAAAAACCAUUAGAGCCGCAAUGCAUGGUCUUCGAGUGGAUGGAUCAGGAUCUUCGCAAAGUGCCAUACUCUAGGUUUCGUUCAAAGCCUGAGCUCCCACGUGUGAUCGCAAGGUCAGUCCUAGAAACACUUGCCUUUCUAAAAGAAACGUACGGUGCUUUCCAUUCAGAUAUUAAUCCGAAUAAUAUUCUCUUAUCAAAUGUCGACAGCGCAUGCCCUGUUGUUAAGGUGGGCGAUUUAGGGAGCAUGCUCAGAGAAGGCUACGAUGAUACACGGAUCCAAAGCCUACCGACCCGUGCCCCCGAAGUCUGGCGUGGCCUUGGGUGCUUUCACAGCUCCGACGUCUGGUCCCUCGGCGCUACGGCUCGUCUUCGGCGCCUGCGACAAGAUCAUAGAUAACAACACUGAGGCAUGGUGCAUAGCCAAAAUCAUCCGCCUCGUAGGGUCGAUAUUGC